AUGAAUCGAGCUUCCAACGGUGUGGAUGGGGACCCAAGCACCAUAGUUCAAGCUGACCAAAGUUAUCCGGACUCCAAUUGGUUUGUUGUUGACCUUAUUAAUGCAUACCAUGUCGAGUAUAUUUCGCUGCACACUAAUCCUAACUGUGUAGGUGGAUGUGGGAAUGGUUACCACAUCUGUGAUACCAGCCCAUUUUCUAAUCUACCAGCCGAUCACACAUUUACGGUUCCUUGUGGGGGAUACACGGAAUUCUACAGAUUUGUCAUUAUUCAACGGGAUCAUAGUAUUGAAGAAAUGCUUUCAGAUAAACAGUUACAAUUUGCAGAGCUAGAAGUUUAUGCCAACGAUAUUUUAUUACGAUAUAGUAAUGUAGCAUUGAAUCAACCUGCUUAUAUGAGUACUGAAGAUCUGGUGCAUUCUCCAAGUUUAUGUGUUGAUGGAGACAAAACAACUUUCUGUUUGUUGUCACCAGAAACUCCUAUCUACGAAAACUGGUUUGCGGUUGAUCUUAUUCAAAAAUUCAAAGUCGUCUACGUUGUGCUGUAUUCGCGCUCUGGAUGUUGUUACGAUACCAUGGACAAUUUUCUUGUUGGACUUACAAAUUAUUUUGAUCCAAAAGUGAACAAAACCAUACGGGAUAAUUACGAGUUUUGUGGUCAAUAUCCAAAGACAGUUUCAGCCGAUUUUCAACCAAUGAGAGUUGAUUGUAUUAACAUUAACAUUUACUCAAGAUUUGUUAUUAUUCAGCAAGAGGCGGCUAAGGCUGGUCCCGCCAGUCCAAUGACAUUCGCUGAACUUGAAAAUGGAGAGCAUUGCAUGUGUGGAACUCCACCAGAACCUGGAAAAACUUAUGUCUCCUGCGGCUGUAGUUCCAUUUCUUGGUGCUCCUCUCAUUACGCUGUUUUUUCAGGAAUAACCAGUUCAGGAUAUAAAGGUUGUCAUCAGGAUUUUCUCCGGAUUUUAGUGUAUAUGACUAUAUGA
This is a messenger RNA of Helobdella robusta, 981 nucleotides long. RefSeq lists its product as hypothetical. The record is from RefSeq and is a predicted model, not a curated record. Bases 1 to 981 code for a protein of 326 amino acids. NCBI's taxonomy places the organism in Eukaryota, Metazoa, Annelida, Clitellata, Rhynchobdellida, Glossiphoniidae. The transcript has 6 exons.